AUGGCGCAAGCUCCCCCAAACGGUGGCCCGAGAUCUCUGGCGACGGCACGAGCUCCCCCAAGCAGCGGCACGAGAUCCCCCGAUAGCGCGAGCUCCCUUGGCGGUAUGGUUGAAGAGAGCAGCAUUGAGCGUGACGACAUUAAGGAUCCUUUCACUGAGGUUUCCAUGUUUAAGAAAAAUUAUGAUCAUCUUCCGAAGGAUACAUACUUUGGUCUAUACAAAGAAGCAACACGUGGUAAUCCAAACUACUUCCUUACUUAUGGUAAUGGGAAAUCGGCUGCAAGGGUUCAAGAGCAUAUGCGUCCAAAUGGUGCUCAUAGAUGGCAUAAUUACAUGAAAACCCCAAAUGAAAUCAAAUUGGAGGAGGCUGCUAUUCUGCAUUACACCUACACAAAGUUCUCAGACCUAACCUCAAGAGGGAUAGGUGUGGCUAUCAUCCGUGGCCUCAAGGAAUCCGGUGUCUUUACCAAUGCAGUAACAUCAGCGAACGCACAGUCGAAAAUAAAGUCAUCAAACAUGGGUCUUGAAAACGAGGCCAUCCAACUAAACGGAACAGCUGGUCAGUCCACACUGGAAGCUGCCCACGAAAAGUUGCAGGCAACCGUAAGAAAGAUCCUGGAAAUGGUUGACGCCCAGGAAGAAGCAAUGCCACCAAUGUCGCCCCCGGGUUUUCUGGAGCUCUCUGAAAGCGCCACUGCUUUGUCAUGA
This is a messenger RNA of Miscanthus lutarioriparius, 708 nucleotides long. Lineage: Eukaryota; Viridiplantae; Streptophyta; Magnoliopsida; Poales; Poaceae. The record is from the annotation of a GenBank genome assembly.